AUGUCUCCCAUUCCUGAGACCAUGACGGCCAUUCGCAUGUAUGAGUACGGCGGGCCAGAGGUACUCAAAGUCGAAACUCACCCGGUACCUGUUCCUGGCGACAAUCAAGUCUUGAUCAAGGUCAAGGCGUCAAGUGUCACCUGGUGGGACUAUGCCUACCGCAACCAGCUCAUCGGGCCCAUCCCUGGCCGUGGAGCCCUACCUAUUCCGCAACAGUUAGGCCGUGAGGCCGCAGGAGACAUUGUCUCUGUUGGGAAGAGUGUCCGCACGUUCUCUGUUGGCGACAAAAUCGUGACCCUGGCCUGUCCAGCCUGCGGUCAGUGCCCGUUUUGUCAACAGGGCUUCGACAACUUGUGCAUUCGCACAGACCUACCAGCCCACAGUACUUUCGGAAGCUAUGCUGAGUACAUUGUUCGGGAUGAGCAUAGUAUUGUCCUUGCUCCUGACCAUCUGAGCUACGACGUCUUGGCAUGCCUCAUCUGGUCCUACGGCACUCUUAUGCACAUGAUCGAUGGCCGUGCGAAGCUUCGGCCCGGCGAGACCGUUAUGAUCACUGGAGCGUCAGGCGGCAUGGGAACAGCGGCUAUUCAGCUGGCCAAGCUGGCUGGUGCAAGCAAAAUCAUUGCUCUGUCAUCUGCUGUAGACAAAUACGAAAGUCUUCGAAAGGCAGGCGCCGACGUCAUCUUGAACUACAAGGAUACAGAUGUCCUUCAACAAAUUCAGUCUCAAACAGCGCUCAAGAUGGGUGUCGAUGUCGUCCUAGAUAGCGUCGGAGGUCCGAUGGCCGAAUUAGGUGUCGAAGCCUUGAGGAUGGGAGGCCGCAUAGUUAUGGCUGCAACCAUGGGUGGGAAGAAACUUCAGUUGGACGUUCACAAGCUCUUUAUCAAGAACAUCUCAAUUCAUGGCGUUCGUGCUUCGAGAAGGCAGGACCAGUUGAAAGUCCUGAGCUUAGCAGCAGCGGGCAGGCUUACUCCAAUCAUCAGCCACAGGUUUCGCCUGACGGAGGUAGUUGAGGCUAAUAAGCUGCUUGAAGCUGGUGGGCACACAGGGAAAAUUGUUUUGUACACAUAG
This is a messenger RNA of Fusarium sp. VM40, 1071 nucleotides long. Lineage: Eukaryota; Fungi; Ascomycota; Sordariomycetes; Hypocreales; Nectriaceae. The record is from the annotation of a GenBank genome assembly.